AUGCCCUUCGCCAACACAGACGACGCCCAGAAGAUCUACUAUGCGCUCCACGGAACCUCCGGUCCUCUCCUGGUCUGUAUCUCUGGCUACUUUGGCGUUUGCGAUUCUGAAAGCCCUUACUCUCCCAUUGGCUCCAACUACCGCUAUCUCAUCCUCGACUCCUGUGGCUACGGCCGUUCACUGUCGGGUGAAUAA
This is a messenger RNA of Aspergillus puulaauensis, 195 nucleotides long. RefSeq lists its product as uncharacterized. Bases 1 to 195 code for a protein of 64 amino acids. NCBI's taxonomy places the organism in Eukaryota, Fungi, Ascomycota, Eurotiomycetes, Eurotiales, Aspergillaceae. The transcript has a single exon. The record is from RefSeq and is a predicted model, not a curated record.